Scutellospora calospora is the source of this 795-nucleotide messenger RNA. The record is from the annotation of a GenBank genome assembly. NCBI's taxonomy places the organism in Eukaryota, Fungi, Glomeromycota, Glomeromycetes, Diversisporales, Gigasporaceae.
AUGGAAGAUGAUGACGACAAAACUUGGGUCAGAAGUCCUCCAGACACUUGUUGUCCACCAUCGACCGUUUUUGGUGUCACCACAUCUCCGUUGCCUAGUACUUUUGAUCUUCUAACUCCUCCUUCUUCGCUGCUGAGCACUCCUUCCAUUUACGUUAUGCUUACUUUAAAGAAAUUCGUAGAAUAUAAUCCAUUAAAAGAUCUUAUUUUCCACGCCUAUGAAUUGACGUUGAUUAAUUUUAAUGGAAAAUCCUUUGUAAAUUAUUGUUCAUAUGUUCCUCAAUAUAUUGGACCUACUAAACAAAAGAAAAAGAUCAUCAGAUUUAGCCGUAACUUGGAACAAGUUCAUUAUACUCCUACCCAUUAUAUAAUACUACCUCCUCCGCCCUCCACUCGGCGUAGGAUGAGUAAUUCGAUCCAUUUAAAAGCAGAUGACAAACUUUACAGAGACCAAGGUAUUAAGAACCAUUCUGACAGUUAUGAUAAAUAUUGGCUUGGGCUAAAGAACAAGUCAAGUCUUUUGGAAAACUUAAUUUGCCCUUCGAUUGUAAAGGAGAUGGUAUUGUGGAGUGAUAUGCCAAUAUUGCUUCCAAUGUCAAAAGAUGUUGUAAAUUGUACGAUUCCAUUUUAUGGAGCAUGGCUGUGUUCUAAAAAUUUUUCUCUCCCACAUGAAACGAAGAAAAGAAAUAACAAGUUAAACAGAUGGAAAAAUACACUCCAAAAAGUCUUAGAGAUUAUUGAAGCUGGUCACUGCUGUAUGGCGUUUCCUAAGGAAGAUUAUUUGCGGGUCACUACA